UCGUUUUUUAGAAAAGCUUAGUGUUCUGUGAACAGCAACCUGAGCAGCGUUGGAAGGCUCGGAGUACGGAAAUCUGGAUUAAAUAACCUAUUUGUGUUAUAGGUUUGAGCUAAAGAUCAUGGCACAAUUGAGACAGCUGUUUGUUGCAUUUUUACUGUGUGGUGCAGCAGAGUCCAGUUUGCUCUGUGAGAGGAAUGUGGAGGGGAAACCGUACAGCACUGUCACCUUCACCUGUCACCUGGGCGGGGGCCGUCCCCAAGAUAUCGUUGCUGUGACCUGGAAGAAAGGCGAUGACAUUGUUGCUCAGGCUGUCUCGGGGAAACAAAGGUGGAAGCGAGAAGUAGCAGGAGAUCCAAGAGCAGAGCUCAUUGAGGAAGAGCUUCAGAAAGGAGACGUAUCUCUGCACCUCAAAGAUGUUGAUUACGCAGACCAGGGCUCCUAUCAUUGCACAGUCGCCACACGCUCCAGGAAAUGGGAGGGCGUUGUCAAGCUGUCUGUCGAGGAGCCUGAGGUACCCCAAGUGGUCUUCGACCCAGAGACCAGCAUCUUUACCUGUAUUUCGACUGGCUGGUAUCGUGAGCCUGAGGUCCAGUGGACCAAUGAGAAAGGAGAGAACCUGACUGAGCUGUCAGAGACAGCACCAGCAGAGCAGAAGGGUGGAGUGUACAGAGUGAGGUCUGUUCUGAGAGCCAGUGAUCUUCACCAGCAUUACAUCUGCAAAGUCAAAGAGGGGAAGAUGGAGAAAGCAAUCAGGAAUAUCAUCACAGCUGGAAAGACAGAGCUCUAGACCUCUUUCACAGGAAGAAGACGCUUGCUGUAGCUGUGUUAGAAUGAGCUUUAUUUGAUAUUAUAAUAAAUCACUGCUUUGUACAGGGGUGGGCAAUUCCGGUCCUGAGUAGAUUCAAUUCAUUUAGCCUGUCUGCAUACGAUAUGCCUUUUACACCCGGGAUAAUUCUGGUUUCUCUUCUUUGCACUCUUUCUAGAGCAGCAAUAUUGUUUUUGUAACGAGGUGACCAGAACAACACAAUAUUCGAGAUGAGGUCUUACUAAUACAUUGUAAAGUUUUAACAUUACUUCCCUUGAUUUAAAUUCAACACUUUUCACUCUAUAUCCGCACAUCUUGUUGGCAUUUUUUAUACCUUCCCAUAGUCUAGAUGAAGACAUUUCUGAGUCAACAUAAACUCCUAGGUCUUUUUCAUAGAUUCCUUCUUCAAUUUCAGUAUCUCCCAUAUGAUAUUUAUAAUGCACAUUUUUAUUGCCUGCGUGCAGUACCUUACAGUUUUCUCUAUUAAAUGUCAUUUGCCAUG
Molecule: messenger RNA, 1307 nt
Organism: Acipenser ruthenus (sterlet)
Lineage: Eukaryota; Metazoa; Chordata; Actinopteri; Acipenseriformes; Acipenseridae
Product: butyrophilin subfamily 1 member A1-like
Exons: 7
Coding region: 119-787 (222 amino acids)
Source: RefSeq, a predicted model, not a curated record